Messenger RNA from Cyprinus carpio (common carp), 6067 nucleotides. RefSeq names its product A disintegrin and metalloproteinase with thrombospondin motifs 7-like. Bases 628 to 5802 code for a protein of 1724 amino acids. Gene Ontology annotation, molecular function: metalloendopeptidase activity. The record is from RefSeq and is a predicted model, not a curated record. The transcript is spliced from 22 exons. Gene Ontology annotation, biological process: proteolysis; extracellular matrix organization. Lineage: Eukaryota; Metazoa; Chordata; Actinopteri; Cypriniformes; Cyprinidae. Gene Ontology annotation, cellular component: extracellular matrix.
GGCAUCAACAGGAAUACAUCACUAUGCGUUCUUGCAUUCAAAAACAGAAUGUAAUGCUGCAAUGACAAAUGAAUAAAAAGCAAUGCUCAUGACGCGAGACGCGACAUUAAAAGAUGACCGCCUGUGUUCAUAAACCAAAAUUUAAAAUUGCACAGACUGAACUCAAGAACGCGUCCUGUGUUUGUGUUCCUUGACAAACGUUUAAAACGUAUUGUUUAAAUUAUGAGAUUUGAUUAUAGACACGUUACAGAAUGGGUUCAGUCUCACACACUGAAGACAAAGGGUCCUCCUACUACCAGAGGACUGAGAGGGCGGAACUUUUACAAAGUUUUACUGAAACACAGUUCGCUGCUCAUCUGUAGUAAGUGCAGUCGUCCCAGUUGAAUUAACGGAGCCCAAAAUCGCCCAUGCACCGGAUUCACAGACUUUAUCAUGCUUCAUCAUUUAUCUCGGACUGAUGACCAUUGCAGAUCUCUGGCUUAAUAAAUGCAGUACCGUUCUUUUGUGUGAUGGGUCCAAACUACCGAUGCAUAAGGCUGAGGCAGAAGUUACUAUUCAAACUAUCACAAUUUAAAUGGACUGUAGAUGUACCAGGAGUGAUCUGUCUUCUCCUCUGUGCAGUUUGACAUGAUGGUUCAGUUGGACUGUGGUAUUAAAGUUUUGGGGCCAGCAAGUUUCUCUCUCUGCUUUGUGAUAACAGCUGGACUUCUGUUCACUUUCAUCACAACAGUUAGAGGAUAUAAUCACGACACAGAUAGUUCUAUUGAUGGACUUCCCAACUAUGAAGUUGUUCAUCCUGUCAGAGUGGAUUCAUUAGGACAUAUUUUGUCCAAUCUUGUGUCCCACCGCGUGAGACGAAUUCAAAGGAGAGGGACAGUACAAAACAAAAAGAGCCUGGCCCAGGUUUUUUACCAUCUGCAGUAUGGUGGUCAAAACCUGCACUUUAACCUCACCCUAAACCCUCAUCUACUAGCACCUGGAUUCCUCACAGAGUGGAGAUACGGUGGUCUGCAAGGGUCUACAUUACAUAGCCAUGGCCACUCUCUCUGCUACUUCCUGGGAGAUGUCUGGAGCAGUACACUGAAGUGGGGUCAAGCAGCUCUGAGCACUUGCAAUGGCCUGACAGGGCUGUUCAAGCUCUCAGAAGAGGAAUUCUUCAUUAGUCCACUGGAGUCGGCACAAGAAGAAUCAGCCCCUCGCGCUCACGCAAUCUAUAAGCGACAUGCUGUCCAAUCAGAACACCAGCUGGUGCAGCCUCUGUUUAGGGAGCACACAGCUAACGCAACCUGUGGGGUCAGAGAUCCUUUAGGAGGGGCAAAGCAGGUGGAGAAGCAAAGAGAGCGCUGGGAGAGACGGCAACAUCGCAGACGGAUUAGACAGCGCUCCAUAAGCACUGAGAAGUGGGUAGAGACUCUUGUUGUGGCUGAUCCAAAAAUGGUGGAGUACUAUGGGAGCAAAGGAGUUGUGAACUAUGUGCUCUCUGUCAUGAAUAUUGUAGCAGGGUUAUUUCGGGAUGCCAGCAUUGGAAAUGCCAUCAACAUCGCUGUCGUGCGCCUCAUUCUGCUGGAAAAGGAUGAGGAGGAUUUGAAAAUCACCCAUCAUGCAGACAACAGCCUGAACAGCUUCUGUAAGUGGCAGAAAGGCAUCAAUAUGAAGGAUGAUGAUCAUCCAGUCCAUCAUGAUGUGGCUGUCCUCAUUACUAGAAAAGACAUUUGUGCUGCCAUCAAUAAGCCUUGUGAGACAUUGGGAUUAUCUCAUGUGGCUGGAAUGUGCCAACCUCAUCGCAGCUGCAGCAUCAAUGAAGAUACAGGCCUACCCCUCGCAUUUACAAUUGCACAUGAGCUUGGCCACAACUUUGGGAUUCAGCAUGAUGGGAACGGCAAUGACUGCGAGCCCAUUGGGAAAAGACCUUUCGUCAUGUCUCCACAGCUCCUGUAUGGAACCCCUCCACCCAACUGGUCACGCUGCAGCCGUGAAUACAUCACCCGCUUCCUCGAUCGAGGCUGGGGCUGGUGUCUGGAUGACCCUCCUGUCAGAAACGAUCUGGAGAUGGACUCUGCUCCCCCUGGCGUCCUGUACAGUGCUGCUCAUCAAUGCAAGUUCCAGUACGGAUCCAGCUCACUGCUCUGUGACGAUGUAGAUAAUAUCUGCAGCACCCUGUGGUGCACAGUGGGCUCAACCUGCCACUCGAGGCUGGAUGGCGCUGUGGAUGGGACCAAGUGCGGUGAGGGCAAGUGGUGUUUUGACGGGGAGUGUGUAGAGAUGGGCUUCCAGCCUAAAAGCAUAAAUGGUGGCUGGGAUACAUGGAGCGAGUGGUCCGAGUGCACCAGGACAUGCGGUGUAGGCGUUCAGAAUGCCCAGAGGGACUGCGUCAACCCUGUACCCAAGUAUGGAGGUAAAUACUGUCUCGGAGAGCGCCGCAGAUAUCGAACCUGUAACCGUGACCCCUGCCCUGCGGACCACAGCUUCAGACACAUCCAGUGCAGCCGCUUUAACACAAUCCCUUAUAAGGGAAAGUUUUAUAAAUGGAUACAUGUGAAUAACAGAGUUCAUCCGUGUGAGCUGCACUGUAGACCUGUGAAUGAGCACUUUUCUGAGAGGAUGCUGGACACUGUCGUAGAUGGAACACAGUGCUAUGAGGGAAGUGAGAGCCGCGACAUUUGCAUUAACGGAAUUUGUAAGUACUUAGGCUGUGAUUAUGAGAUUGACUCAGAUGCCAUUGAGGAUCAAUGUGGAGUGUGCCAUGGAAAUGGAUCUACAUGCGAGACAGUGAGGAAGACCUUUGAGGACAGUGAAGGGCACGGCUAUGUAGAUAUAGGUCUAAUUCCGGAAGGAGCACGGGACAUCAUUAUUGAGGAAGUCGCAGAGGCUGGGAACUACUUGGCAUUACGUAGUAAUGACCCUGAAAAAUAUUUCCUGAACGGUGGCUGGACAAUCCAGUGGAAUGGCGAGUAUAAAGCAGCAGGAACAGUAUUCACUUACGAAAGGACCGGGCAGCUGGAAAACCUAUCUUCCCCCGGACCAACCAUGGAGCCAGUAUGGAUUCAGCUGCUUUUUCAAGAGACCAAUCCAGGGGUGAGGUAUGAGUACACCAUAAGCAGAGACACUCUUGUCGACUCCAACAAUGGCACUGCUGUCUCUUAUUUCCAGUGGAUUUAUGGGGCUUGGACUGAGUGUAGUGCCACAUGUGGAACUGGUGUGCAGAGGCAAGUUGUGCACUGUGUGGAGAGAACAUCUGGAAUUGUUGAGGAACAUUACUGUGAUCCAUCAUCUAGGCCGGAUGACAAGCAAACUAACUGCAAUAAGGGGGCAUGUCCUGCCAUGUGGUGGGUUGGAGAGUGGCAAAAGUGUUCGUCUAGCUGUGGGGACAUUGGGCUUAGUAAGAGAACAGUGCUGUGUAUACGGAGCCUAGGGCUGGAUGAGCAACGAGCGCUUCAACCGGCUGAGUGUCAUCACUUGCCUAAGCCUGAGUCAAUUGUCCGUUGCAACACACAUGUGUCCUGUCCUGCUGACUGGACCACUGGAAGCUGGUCAGAGUGUUCAGUGAGCUGUGGAGCUGGUUCCCAGGCACGUGACGUGACCUGCAGCUGGAAUACUGGUGUGGACUGUGAUCCGAAAGCCAAGCCUAAUUCAACUAUGCCAUGCUAUCUUCAGGACUGCCCCAUAAACUUAGAUACCUUUGGCAACAACUGGUCAGGAAGUGGAGCAUCCAGCAAAGAAGUUUUCAAUGAAAUAAAAGUUAUAGCCCACUUCAGUACUACUAGAAAUCAGGCCAGGGGCAAUGCUGACCCCAAUGACAUUAUAGAAGACGAUUUCUCACAUUAUAGUCAUGUUGAAAAGUCCUCUGACAAUUCUAUUGUGAAAAAUCUUCAAGUUGAUGAUUUUUAUUAUGACUAUAAUUUUAUAAGGUUCCAUGAGGAUCUGUCGUAUGACCUUGAUAAAGCUGAAAAUUAUAUGUUUGAUAACUCAGGAAUAAAACAUGGAGACAUUUCUCUGACAGAGGCAGAUGUCCCUAUAACUACCUCAUCGCCAUCCACCACUGCGGACGAACACAGUACCACCACUAUGCGCUCUGACAGCAUUACAAACAAGGGUACUGAAAGUCAUGAACCUCAAAAGAAAGACGUACUCGAUGAAAAUAAUAAUGAGCUGUUUGCUGAGGACUAUUUCCUUCCUGUCAUUACAACAACUGAAACAUCCUCUGCAGCAACCAAGUUAUUUAGCACAUGGAAAAACAUUGAUAUUGGCUUAAGUCAGGACAUCAGUGUUACAAGGAACCCGCCAUUAACUGCAGAUGUGUUCACUCAGGACAAGCAGACAUUAUCAUAUGAAAUUGUUCCAAACAUCUUUUUAACUCCUGAACCACAUAUAGAUUUGAACAGAAAUUCAAAUAACCAUGACCAUUACAAAGGCAAUCAAAAAGACAAAACCAAAAUGCCAAUAACUGAAGAUGAAAAUGAAGAGGAGUUUGGUGAAGGUGAUCCUGGAGGUGAAAGUGAACCACACCAUGGCACUCAAAAUUAUAAACCUCAUUUAGAUUAUGUGUUUAAAUUUGAAACAUAUGAGAACAGACAUGUUAAUAAUCCCACUACUCCAUUACAAUGGAGUACAGCCUCACCAACAGUCUUACUGAGUGCAACUUCUCACCCAUUGGAGCUUCUCAGCAGUGCUACCAGUGAUGACUUUGCAAAAUAUAAGGUUUUGACCGAACCAGCAAUUUACACUAAGGCUAGUGAACCAUGGGUUAUCGUAAGAGAGUUCAUUACAACCUCAGAUAGCCUUUCUCAAGAGUAUGUUCCUUCUCCAACUUCUUCUGUCCCAGCCAAACAUUACAGUAGCAUGACCUCAGCAGCUGGAACAACAGCUCUACGUCCUACAGAAAUGGAAAGUGAUUUUAAGCCGGACACUACAAUUGCAGCAGAGACUCAAAGUUGGUAUUCUAAAGCCAUUGCACCAACAAAGACUAAUGGGCCUAGAAAAGAGCCUUGGGGAACUCCGGUCCCCUUACCUCAUUGGACAGAGAUUGACAACAAUAAGAUUGUUAUUGCCAAAAUGCUGAGACCUGCUAGGCUGAAUAACACUCUCUCAACUCUUACUGAGCAGCCAUCUCAGGGCACUAGCAAUGAGCAUUCAGUGCAUACUAACCCACUGAUGCCCACUGGGCUGGUCAUGCCUUCCCUUUCCACAUCAGCCUCCCCUGCACCCUGGAAAAAAGGCAACUGGAGUGCUUGCUCAACAAGUUGCGGGCUUGGUGCCAUCUGGAGGUCAGUGUCCUGCAGCACUGGUGAUGAAUCAGAAUGUGACUUAGCUACUAGGCCAGUGCCAGCACGUCGCUGCUACCUUCGACCCUGCUCCGCAUGGAAAAUUGGAGAGUGGAGUAAAUGUUCGAAGAAUUGUGGUGUAGGAGUGAAGGUCAGAGAGAUUCAGUGUUAUGACACACGAGAUCAGAGGUUGCUGCGGCCAUUUCAUUGCCAGGCCACCUCCCCCAGACCUUCUGUCCGAAUUCCCUGUAACAUCCACAACUGUUUAGAGUGGUACACAUCCUCUUGGGGGCAGUGUUCAGAGCUGUGUGGAGGUGGGGAGCAGCAGAGGCUGGUCACCUGCCCUGAAACUGAGAAAUGUGAUGAGGACCUACAGCCCAGCAAUAUCCAGGCUUGCAAUGUUCAUCCAUGCAACCAGUGGAUCAGUGGAUCCUGGGGUCAGGUGAGUGACACAUUCAGUUUCAAGUAUUUUAAGUCAGCCAGUUUAACAAUGUGUCUCUGCACUAGAUACAAAUCCAUCUACAUGUUUCUAAAUGUGUGAACAAAAUAACAAACAGAAUCAGAAUUAGAGAUACAUUGUGUGCUGGAUUUGGCUUAGAAUCUCAGAAUUUUAUUUAUAAAACUGCCUUCAGAAUUUAUAAAACUGCGUUUCAGAAACGAUCUUAGUUUACACUACACAACCUAAAAAGCAUGUCACGUGACCAUUCAUGCAGGUACAGCCAUAGAUAUGAAUAGGUAGAUUCCCUAUUAUUUAGAUCGUGGACGCGUCUAUGUGCUUGGAGCGAUCGAAUGGGGAAUCUACCUAU